This is a messenger RNA of Erpetoichthys calabaricus (reedfish), 2553 nucleotides long. RefSeq names its product homeobox-containing protein 1-like. The transcript is spliced from 9 exons. Gene Ontology annotation, cellular component: nucleus. Gene Ontology annotation, molecular function: double-stranded telomeric DNA binding. Lineage: Eukaryota; Metazoa; Chordata; Cladistia; Polypteriformes; Polypteridae. The record is from RefSeq and is a predicted model, not a curated record. Bases 186 to 1460 code for a protein of 424 amino acids. Gene Ontology annotation, biological process: positive regulation of DNA-templated transcription.
UUUUAGACAGUGGGAAUGCCGGGUCGCGUCUCGCGCGCUUUUCUAGGCUGCUGCGUUUCAGCUGCGGCAAUUUCUGCACGCGCUUUGGGAGACGUACAGCUGGGUGUUUUGCCCAGGUCGGUCAGGAUCUGCAUUUCCUGCGGCACGGGCCUCUGGAAAAGGGGUGAGAGGUCGCCGACAGAUGCAUGUGUCUGGCUCUGUUCUUGCGAGAUGUGACUUCUACAUGGCAGCAUGCUGUGGCCACCGCUGAGAAUAGAGAUUCUCGGGAUGCAGCAGUCUGGCAAAAGACACCGGGAGGUACAAAGAUGGAGUACUGCACAGAAGAGCCACGGUACACUAUUGAGCAAAUUGACCUCCUGCAACGUCUCCGUCUCACUGGUAUGACCAAACCACAAAUUAUUCAUGCAUUGGACUCAUUGGAAAGACUCAGUAAAGACCAUAGCUACAAGUUCCAGCAACAACAGUCAACCCAGUGUUGCACAAGAUUUAGAAGUGCAUGUACAAUAUCUUCACCCCAACUUAUUACAGCAGCAACACAGACACACAGCAUUGCAGACUCCCUGUCACCGAGACACUGCUUUGAGUUCUUGGCCCCCAACCUUUAUCCUACCAAUGGCAGCCACAAGUCUCUUGGUUACGACCUUGUGGAGGAAGAGUGGGAUAUAGAAGUAAAAGUGGAAGAUUACAUGAGAAGAGACAGCAAUGUUGUGAAAGAGGAGAUCAAGGUAUUUUUGAACAACAGAAGGAUUUCACAGGCCAUUGUUGGACAGGUUACAGGUAUCAGCCAGAGCUAUAUUUCCCAGUGGCUGCUGCAGCAGGGCCUGGAAAUGAGUGAUACCAAGAAGAGAGCUUUCUAUCGUUGGUACUUGCUUGAGCGGAGCCGUCCAGGGGCUACAUUGUCUCUUCGUCCUCUUUGUGGAGCUUUAAAAGAAGAGCCAGAGUGGAGGACAAGUGGGAGUCCAGCUGGGGGAGGAACCUCACUGAGAAUGCGUAGAGGCAGCCGAUUCACUUGGAGGAAGGAGUGCCUCGUUGUCAUGGAGAGGUUCUUUGCAGAUAAUCAGUACCCAGAUGAAUCACGGCGUGAGGAGAUAGCAGAAGUGUGCAACACUGUUAUUGAAAAAACAGGCUCCAAAUUGUCAGAAUUUGAAAGAGUUACAGCUCUUAAAGUGUAUAAUUGGUUUGCAAAUCGCAGAAAGGAGAUGAAAAGAAGAGCAAACAUUGAGGCUGCCAUUCUGGAGAGUCAUGGUAUUGAUGCUCACAGUCCCAGCUGCCAGUCAAAUGAAGAAGAAGUUAAUGGAACGGACUUUGGAGAUCAAGUAGAGGAAGAAGAUCUAACAGAGUGUGAGUCUCAACAGCGACCAGUCUUGAUCCAUCUGGAUACAGCAGUACAUGGUUCAGUAUUACAACAGACCAAACAACUUAGUGAACAGCUUAAAAGAGAAGAUGCGGAUGAGAAAUGAAGAUCAGGUGAAUUCCAGUGUAGAGGUGUUAAGUCGCAAGUUCACAACAGAAAUGUCUGAUAGGAAAAGUUAAAAAAAAAAAAAAAAAUCCUUACACAGUAUAGUACAUUCCAAAAGUAUAUUAACAAUACACUGGGAAAGUGAAGGAUGUUCAAGGACAAGGAUUGCCUAUAAGCAAGCUUAAGUAACUAUUUUAUAGGGCACCAUCUUAGGACCUAUUUUAUAGGACAAUAUAACUUUUAGUUAUUGGAGGAAAUUGCAGAAUGUCCUCUAAAACGGCCAGGACCUUUUAUUCAAAUGAGAUUUAAGCAGUCAUUCACUUAAAGACAUAUAUGCAUUCUGACUCAUCUAUUCUGAAUUCUAAGUAGACUGGAACAAUGUGUUACAGUAAUGUUGCUAAUACUCCUAAAUUAAUUUUUUAAACAUUAGCUCUGAUACAGUAUAGUGUGCUUCAAAAACACAUUUUAAUGGUAAGUUAGAAUAGCUGAAACCCCAAAUUAUAUGUUGGAAAUUAUGUUUAAAUUUAGAUGUAUUCAUUAUACACACAAUCCAGUGGGACAAAGAUCUGAUAUAAAGUGUAUAUAUGUCUUGCCUUGACAGAUAAGGGGACUGCACCUUAGGACGACUGUUUUUUUUCUGGAGUGCUGACCACCAUGGAAUUCUUGUAAUAUUUUAUAUAAUGUACUAUACAUAUACAGUAUAGUAGUGUAAGUACUAUGUAAGUACUAUAUGUAAGUAGUCUUAUACUAUAAAUUGUCUGACAUACUCCAAGUAAAAUUCAGGAUACAUAUCAGACCCUCUUGUCAUUAAAUUCUGCAACCGAUCUGAGAUGUUUAUGCAUAGUAAAGUUCUGGAAUGUGAGUUAUUUCUUACAGCAAUGUUAAUUGUAACUGUACCUCAAAUGUUCCACUUCAUAACUUAGAGACACCCCAGAACCAGACUUCAGUAAACUAGUCUUGAAUCUAGUGCCUUUUAGACUGAAGACUGUUAAAAACAUUUUGACUGAUAAUCAUUGUCACCAAUAAACGUAGCUGUGUGUCUAUAUAUAAUCUUGUAUUUUACCAGUCUGAAUAAACUGAUGUUAUCCUUUUUA